UCUCAACAUAUAGCUAUAUAUAUGACACAAUUCUCCAUUGAGUUAUCAAAUCACUCAUACACAUAUGUGUAUAAAUUUACAAUAUUAAUCCCAAUGAGGAUUCCUUCUACUGAUCUUUUCAAAUGGUUACUAAUUAUGUAUUUAUGUGCUGUGAGUUAUUUCUCACAAGCUUCUUCAGAGAGUUCUGGCUUCAAAGAUGAAGAUACAUUUCUUCCAUUUCCAAAACAUCAUGGUUUUUUUCAUCAUCCCACUCCAGGGUUUGUAAACCCUCUUCCUCCUCCAGCUCCCAUUUAUAAGCCUGAGCCUAAGCCAGAGCCAAAACCAGAGCCAGAGACCAAACCAAAGCCAAAGCUGGAGCCAAAACCAGAGCCAGAGACCAAGCCAAAACCAAAACCAGAGCCAAAGACCAAGCCAAAACCAGAGCCAGAGACCAAGCCAAAGCCAAAGCCAGAGCCAGAUUCCAAGCCAAAGCCAAAGCCAGAACCCAAAUCAGAGACCAAACCAAAGCCGAAAUCAAAAUCAGAGUCAAAGCCAAAACCUAAAUCAGAGACCAAACCAAAGCCAAUAUGCGAGCCCAACCCAAACACCAAGCCUAAGCCAAAACCAAAAGAAGAGUCAAAGUCAAAACCAAAACCCAAAAAAGAGUCAAAACCAAAGCCAAAAGAAGAGACAAAACCAAAACCAGAACCAGAACCAAAGCCGGAACCAAAAGCAAAACCAACAACUCCAAUUCACAAACCAUAUCCCCAUCCUUUCUUUAAAAAGCCACCAUUUAACCAUCCCAUUUUUAAGUUCCCACAUCCUAAAAAGCCAUUUCCUCCAUCAUCUUCUUAGACAUUAAUAGUGGGGUAUCUCCAAUUUCAUUUCCUAAGAAGUACUAUGUAUUGCAAAUAAAGACUUCUUUUUAUUUGUUGAAAAGGAGAAUUAAUUAUAUAAGAAAUAAAAUAUAGUGUCAAUAUGUUUCUUUUGCAUGGAAAUGAAAAUGUGAAAAAAUACAAUUAAUGUAUGGUGUACUACCUUUUUUAUUAAUAGUUCUGUUAUUUUUAUGUUAAGGAAAAA
Molecule: messenger RNA, 1059 nt
Organism: Cannabis sativa
Lineage: Eukaryota; Viridiplantae; Streptophyta; Magnoliopsida; Rosales; Cannabaceae
Exons: 2
Coding region: 22-834 (270 amino acids)
Source: RefSeq, a predicted model, not a curated record